AUGAAGGACCACUCAUCUACAGAAGAUUCUACACCUGGAGUAAAUCAGGAUAAAACCAGAGAAACAGAGCUGGAUGCAACAGCUGGUCCUUCCACUGUUCAAAUCCCCAUCAACCCCCCUGGAGACAAUGAUGUUGUUGGUGCAGCAGAGCCAUUUCUUACACCUUACACAUGGAAAGAGUUUCUGAAACCAUGUAACGUGGAACCCCUUUUUCGUCCUUCACAAUUUUCACACCAGAUCUUACGGCUUCCAGACAGAAAAGACACAGAUGAAGGAGGCCCCAGCUUUACUAUCUCUGGUUCCACUGUCAGUAUCCCCACCUGCUCUCAGUCCGUAGCUCCAACUGUUUCUGUUCCUCCAGAUCCACAAGACAGACCCCCAGUCAUCCAGGACUCAACAGUCAACACUGAAGGAAGCAGAACACAAGAUGUGUUGGAUCUUGUGUCUGAAAGUGAGCCAGGAGGUGACAGAGAGUCUCUGGUGGAAAUGGAAGUGAACUACUUCGUCACAAACACCACACCAGCUUCUCUCCACCAAACCUCCUCAGAUCCUGGUUGGAGCAGAAGAAACUCCAGCUGCCUGUCUCGCUCUCACAGCACGCCUUCACUCAGUGACAUCACCUCUGCAGAGAACAAGACCUUUAGACAAGCUGGAAGCCUGCCUGACGUGCUGCUGAACACCAGCUGUGAGGAGUUUACACCUGAUAUCACUGCUGAUGAAGACGAUGAAAGCUACAGGUUCCAGAGCUCCUGCCCAGGCCUGUACCAGUGCAGUGUGACAGGCCUGGUGUUUCACAUGCAGGGAGAAGGGGACGUGGUUUACAGGACUGUCCCUUGGAACAGGAGGCUCCUGGCCCAGCAUCACAAGAAGCCUGCAGGACCCCUGUUUGACAUCACAUGUGUGCAGCAGUCUGUGUGUCAGCUUCAUCUCCCACACUGUGAGAUCCGCUCCACAGGCGGAUGUGAUUUCUUGUCAGUGGCUCAUGUGAACGAUGAGGGCGUUGAGUUUAUCGUUCCUCAUAAGAUAACAGAAACUCAUGUUAUUAUAAACAUCACAGGGUUUUCUGCUUUCGGUAAUGUGAAGGAUGAAGACUCACCACCUGAGCCGGUCCGAGCGCUGGUUCUGCUGUUCUACAGGCCUCCAGCUGAUCCGGAUCUUGAAUUCGUCCUUGAUGUGUUGUUGCUCCCAAGCAACGUCCUGAUCGGGGAUGUUCAGCGGACCAGGAAGAAGUUUGUUGAAGAUGAGACACACAUCCACACACCCCCACACUGUGAACUGCUCCCACAGCAGGAAUACACUCUGUCCACUUGUCCUGAAGACGACUCAGUUCUGGUCCAACCAACAAAAGCAAAGUUUGACUGUGACAACUAUGACAACUUCUUUUCAACAUUCCAGGUGAAUUGGGAAACCGUGCUGAAACAUAUGAAGCUGUGUUUGAGAGAGACCAACAGCUCUCACAGUGUCUGGGAAAGACGAGUCUGCCUUUCCUCCACUGGAGUAAGAAGGUGGUGUGGACCGAGCGCUCUGAAUCUCCCUCCUACUGAGAGGCUGUUGGAGAUACGGAGCCGCUUCAUCGAUGGGAUAUCAGGACCUGUUCUCAAAAGUCUGCUGGACAAACUGCUGGAGAAAAAGGUGAUGGCUGAUUCUGAGAGGGAGUCUGCAGACGCGAAGCAAGACAAAACAGACAAAGCUCGUUUUGUUAUCGACACAGUGAGGAAGAAAGGUGAAGCUGCUAGUUCAGAGAUGAUUGAGUUCCUCUGUGAGGCCGACCCCUUCCUCUGUGAACAUCUGGGGCUGAUCUGAAGCUAAAUGAACAGGGAUGCAGGCUACAUGUUGACCUGGUGGUUUGAAACUGAUCCUGCUGUAACUCCCACACAACACUUUUCUCUGCAUCAGCACCUGCUCUUAAUAUGUCUUUAACAAAGUUUUAAAAAUAAGGACACUUCUAUUUUUAAGGUAACUGAGUAGUUGACCCUGACCUAUCUGACUGUUGAAAGACUGUUUCUUUGAUAAAGAUAGAUAAACCUCAUGAAGAUCUAAUGAAUUAAUCCAAAAGUCUUAAUAAAUGUGUUUAUUUAUCCUGUUGAAUCUAAUUAACAAUUUCUGAGUGUGGAAUUCACAGUAUUAUAUUACAAAUUAAUCCAUUGAAAACACCUUUGACCAAAUAUUGCAACAGCAGUCUAUUUCACUUUUUACCAACACUUAAUUGUUUAAUUAUCAUACUUUUCACUGUAUUUAAUUUUCCAUACAUUUUAUAAGUUGUGCUAAUAAUGCUAUGUGGUCCCCAACAAGAACCCUCUGACAUUAAAUGUUAAAAAACAUACUGAUAUAACUUCACUACUGCAGGUAAAAUUGCUGUUUUGUACAUGACUCUUGUGUAAGGUUGCUAUGAGCAGUUGGCCUUGACUUAUCUGCUACAAUUUUUUAAAACAGUUACUUCGAUAAAGAUUUUGGAAAUGUAUGAUCUUGUGAAUCCAGAUACUGUAUGCAAUUUUGGAAAUGCUUCAAUAAUUACAUAUAGAUUUCAUUUCAUGUAUUUACUUCUUUACAUCUUUUUACUUAACUGUAUAUAUAUUUUUAUAAAUCAACAAUAACAUUUUUUGUAUCUUACUGUUCAAAGUAAUAUUUCAAUGUUGAAUUUAAGGUAUUAAGUCUUUACAAAUUAAUCUUUUCAAAACACCUCUGACCAAAUAUUGGGACUGCAGUCUGUUUUUACUGUGUCAUGGUCACCUCAUUCUUACCAAACAAUAUGUUUGAAUUUAAUACUUUUGAUGCAUUUCAUUGUACUUACAUUUUAAAGGUAUGUAAUUCAUUUUUAUAUUAGCUGACAAACAAAACAGUGUCAGUAAGAAGUCAGAACAACACAAAUGGAAUGUAACUUUUAAAGUUCUGCAGGUUGAAUCAUUUUUAUUUUUUUUGAGUUAAUGUUUAAAGGCAUCAAAUUUCCCUUGUGGGGCUCAAUACAUAUACCUUAAAUUAUGUUACCUUAGUGUUUCUCAAAAUAAUAAUUACCUGAUUUAAUAUCUUCAUCAGCCAGCAGGUGGAGUCGUUUGCUUGUUGUUGAUCAAAACAGAAUAAGUGAUUGGGGUCAAAUCAGCCUAUUCAGAGGAGCCAUCACAUGCUUACUGUAUCAUGUAACUAUAACUAAAUAAAGUUUAUAAUGGAUAUAUUGUUAUUAGCAUAUUCUGUAUGUUGGUCAGGAAGUCAAUGCAAUUCAGAGCAGAAAUGCCAAAACAUAUGUUUGAGUUGUUUUUUACUUUUAAUGUGAAGAUCAAUACAUAUCUUGAACACAAUUAUUUAAAAAAUGUUAUAUUUUGUACAUUUAUAGUGUUCAUUGAAUCACCAUGCACCUAUGUUUUUGAACAACCUAUACUACAUAUACUGUGUACUGCAUUAUAAUUUUAUUGCAUUAAUACAUAUUCUCAUUAACAACAAACUGUCAGCUCAUU
This is a messenger RNA of Centropristis striata (black sea bass), 3449 nucleotides long. Its product is annotated as NACHT, LRR and PYD domains-containing protein 1b allele 2-like. Gene Ontology annotation, biological process: regulation of apoptotic process. NCBI's taxonomy places the organism in Eukaryota, Metazoa, Chordata, Actinopteri, Perciformes, Serranidae. The transcript has a single exon. The record is from RefSeq and is a predicted model, not a curated record. The coding region runs from base 1 to 1803 and encodes 600 amino acids.